This is a messenger RNA of Porites evermanni, 2315 nucleotides long. Lineage: Eukaryota; Metazoa; Cnidaria; Anthozoa; Scleractinia; Poritidae. The record is from the annotation of a GenBank genome assembly.
AUGGCCCAGGUAUAACACAUUUGAUCGUUUGCAUUUAUGUCAUUCAUGCCCAUUUCAUGGAAAGCGCCUAUUUUAUGUCGUGUACGAAAACAAAAUUUUAAGCAGUUAUUCCUCUGUGUUUAGCGGACGAUUUAUUCUUUAACUUUCAAUAAUCAUUCCUUCGAUUUUCGCGUAAAAAGAAGGAUAUCAAAUUCAAGGUUCGACAACAGAUCGAAUCGCGAAGGGUUCUUAACUAUCACUUCGGUUGGCUCAGUGAAGUGGUUCCUCUUUCGAAAUCCUCCCAUCUCGUAGAAUCAGCCUAUUGUCUUGCAGCUCUCUAUAAUUUUGGCUGAUUCGUGUCGCUAAGGUAUGCAUUUUACAACCAUGUUUUGUUGACUUUCGUGCUAGGAAAUGGCGGGAAACAUUUCCACGUGCUCUAUGUAGCUGCAUCGUAAACCCGACAAUUUUGCUUAUGGCUCGUACGCAAUGCAAGCUCAUAUUUAAAACGGAUUUGAACUGUCAUUGAUUGCCGAUGUCUUUUUUAUCGACAGGACAACACAGAAGUACAUUUCAAGAUUAAGAAAACGACACAACUAAGAAAACUAAAACAAGCCUUUUGUGAUCGCCAGGUAACGCGAUGCUUAGUUUAGUGUUGAAGCAUAAACUGAUGUUGUUCACGAUGUUUUUCACGCAAUUGUCACAUGAUAGCAGAGCAGGUUUUACUCUUAAGUCUUGCCUUGUGUUUCCAGAGGUUAAGCGAAAAAUUUAGGUUGCUGUUUUUGACUUUGAAUACAUCGUGUAUUCCAUGGGGUGCUGACCAAAAAUAACGAACUGGUCAAAGGUUAGAGUUUAUCCAUUUUAUACAGGGUAGAUGCCUUAUAUUCACAGCUAAAUUUCUGUCUUUUUGUUAAGAAUCAUGAUGUAGAGAAAACACCGUAAUGAUCAUCGUUUUCCUGGCCCCAGAUGGUCAAACAUUGGAUAGAGUUAUACAUGUUUCGGACAACUUGAGCCUUCCGGUAGUCUAAGGUUGUUUACCAUUUACCACAAAUUCCGGGAAAUUCCUGUUGGAAUGUAAAUGGUUUUUGGUUCAUCCCACUGGAAAAUCCCCGGGACAAACAAAAAUUCUGAAAAGGUAGUCCUGUUUUCCUUAGGACAUUCUGAAUGGAAAUUUUUUUACCAUUUACAAGUUUCUUGAGUUUCAUACUAAUUUCAUGUUGUAACUAGAAUCCAGUCUAGCGCGGCGCGACAAUUGGGAAAUUUUAGGCAAAUGGUAAACGACAUGUACUGUUCUUACUGACAGAAAAUUCCCAACCAAAAUUUCCCUUUUUUUUUUUAAAGUGGUAAAUAACCUUAUUGCAAAGGCCUAGGCAAGUCUGUUGUAACUACAUUAGUAAACUAAGGCAAGCAUGCAACUGCCCAGGACAAACAAAGUGGAUAGAAAUAACUCAAGAUUUUUCAAGCAGUUCCUGUUUUUUUCCUCUGCAUUUAUUUUAAAGGGUGUUGCACUCAACUCGCUUCGAUUCCUCUUUGAUGGACAAAGAAUUAAUGACGACCAGACGCCGAAAGAUGUAAGUUUCUAUUUACACGUAGUCAAUUUGAUGUUUUGGUAGCCCCCUUACACUUCAUCUUAAGUGUAGUGUGACUGUGUUCCUUCCAAACACUUUACAGGGCACUCUCUUGAACCACGAACACUUCAACAUUUUGUCUGGAAUUUCUGGUGAUAAACCAAUCAGCUUUCCUCAUAAAAACCAAAAGAAUCAAAAUUUUUUAGGCAGCAACCAAUCUGUGAGGUUGCGCUGAGACAUGUUUCAACUUUUCAUGCAUGUAAGUCAUCUUCUAGGAUUAAAAUAAAUGCAUGAGCCUCAUUAUGAGGUGAAUCUGUGAUUGGACUAUGUAAAAAAAGCAAAAAUUUGUUAUUCCUGUUAAGUGACUGUCCAAACUGCAAUAGAUUUGGGAGCAGAAAAAAGUUGUACAUUGUGACGAGUGAAAUAGAAGUCAUAGCGUAAAACACUACCAUAAGCCUUAUCCAACCAAGACUAUUUCUUAUCAUUGGCUUGAUUAAAAAAUCACUUUUAUUCAUGAAAAAAAAGACCAAACAAAACAACCAAGAGUACAAAAACAGAGAACCAAAAUGUUUUGCAAAGAGGUGAGGCUUAUAGGUGAGUUUUACAGUGUAAAACAGAUGUUGAGGUUUGGGCACUUCCGGUCACGAAGUUAAAAAUAAUUAUGUUCACUUUUAUCAGUUAAGUGAAAAAUCUGUCGUUUUUGCCUUUUAGCUUGAAAUGGAAGAUGAUGAUGUUAUUGAAGUCUAUCAAGAGCAGACAGGAGGCCAAUGA